CCCAAGUUCGUUACUGCUGAAUCCCCUCUCUUUUUUUCCCUUUCUUUCCCCUUCCUCUGCCUGCCUUCCUUCCUUCCCUCGGUCCCUUCCGCCCCAACCAUUCUCUCUGCCUUCUUCAUCGCCUUUGUCUAAUUUCCGGGGAGCCUUUUACUGCAAUUUUCACCCGCCUCCUUCUCACAAGAAGAGGUUUCAUCGAGCCAAUCUCGAUCUCUUUUUCGGCCCUGCCUUUCACUCGGUUCCGCGCGAUUCUCACCGGCUUUCACUGCGCCGCGUUGCGCCGCCCCGACCACAAGAGCGAAGCAGUCUCGUGCAGCCAUCAUGGCUUCCGAUAGUUCCGAUGAUGAUAUGCCUCUGGCGAGAACCAAUGGCCACUCUCCCAACAUCUCGCCUCAGGCCGACCGCGAGAUGGACAAGUCCGACUCCAAGGCUCGCCCCCUGCCCCCGGGCGUAUCAGUUCGCCACGGUCCCGUUGAUGAAGCGAUGGACAUUGACUCAACUCCUGGCGGUGCUGCUAAGCGCAAGUCCCGCAGCUCGACCGGCAAAGUCAAUUACAGAGCCGAAUCUGACAGCGACGAUGGCGCACCCUUGGCCAAACGCCAAAAGUCUAAGCAUAAGAAAGCAGGAUCCGAUAGCGACGAUGAGCCAAUCGCCAAAAAGAAGAACGGCGUUAAGCUGCCCCCCUCCAUCAAUGAGACGGCGACAGUCGAAUCAUCCGAUGAUGAGCAGCCUCUGGGGACCAAGCUAGCUCAGAGGAAAGCGAACAUUGAGAAAGCCGCCGCGAAAGAAGCCAAAGCCAUCCGCUCUGAUGCCAAGGUCAAGAAUGCUGCUGCCAAGAAGGUUACCAAGGAGGAAUCUGAUGAUGAGCCUCUCUCGAAACCCAAGAAACGGCAAUCGAACGGAGUUUCCUCCGCCAAGAAGGCAAACGGCGUCAAGAAGGAACCUGAGUCGGAUUCUGAUGUGCCCAUUGCCAAGAAGGCAAAGAAGGCGGCCACGCCUGCAAAGACGACCAAAGCUGCUGCUGUCAAGAAAGAAGCCAAGUUCGAGAAGGAGGAGUCCAAGGAGAACAGUGAUGACGAGGAAGAGGAGGAAUACCGAUGGUGGGACGCACCCAAGAAGGAAGACGACACAAUCAAGUGGACCACGCUGGAGCACAACGGUGUGCUCUUCGCUCCUCCAUACGAGCCUUUGCCCAAGGACGUGAAGCUGUACUACGAUGGUAAGCCCGUCCAACUGCACGUGGAUGCUGAAGAAGUGGCGACAUUUUUUGGCUCCAUGCUUCACUCAACACAAAACGUCGAGAAUCCCGUCUUCCAGAAAAACUUCUUUCACGAUUUCAAAGAUAUCCUCCAAAAAACCGGCGGCGCCAAGGAUUUGAACGGCGACCCGGUUGAAAUCAAGGAAUUCAAGAAGCUCGAUUUCACCAAGAUUUUCCAGCAUUAUAGAGCCAUCAGCGAGGCCAAGAAGGCGCGCCCCGCUGCUGAGAAGAAGGCCGAGAAGGCUGAGAAGGAGAAGCUUGAAGCGCCCUACAUGUACUGCAAAUGGGACGGUCGGAAGGAGAAGGUGGGUAACUUCCGUGUCGAACCACCGGGUCUUUUCCGCGGCCGCGGUGAGCAUCCAAAGACUGGCAUGGUGAAGAAGCGGGUUAUGCCCGAGCAAGUCACCAUCAAUAUCGGCAAAGAGGCCAAAGUCCCCGAUCCUCCGCCCGGGCACAAGUGGAAGGCCGUUCAGCAUGAUAACAAGGCGACUUGGCUGGCCAUGUGGCAAGAGAACGUCAAUGGCAAUUACAAAUACGUGAUGCUGGCAGCCAACAGCGCCAUCAAGGGCCAAGCCGAUUACAAAAAAUUCGAAAAGGCCCGCGAGCUCAAGAAGCACAUCGACCGUAUCCGCGCCGACUACACAAGGGAGCUCAAAAGCGAGGUCAUGGCGGACCGACAGCGGGCAACCGCCAUGUACUUGAUUGACAAGUUCGCCCUAAGAGCCGGUAACGAGAAGGACACGGAAAACGAGGCUGAAACCGUUGGUUGCUGCUCGUUGAAAUACGAGCAUGUCACCCUCAGAGAGCCUAACACCGUUAUCUUCGACUUCUUGGGCAAAGACAGCAUCCGCUUCUACAAUGAAGUUCAGGUGGACCGGCAGGUUUUCAAGAACCUGAAGAUGUUCAAGAAGCCGCCAAAGGAGGACGGUGACGACAUUUUUGAUAGGUUGACCACUUCUCAAUUGAACAAGCACCUGUCGAGCUACAUGCCCGGUCUUACAGCAAAGGUGUUCCGUACCUACAACGCCUCGUGGACCAUGUCACAGCUUCUCAAGAAACUCAAAAACGACAAUACAUCGAUCCAGGAAAAGAUCAAGCUGUACAACGACUGCAAUCGUGAGGUGGCCAUCCUCUGCAACCACAAGCGGACUGUCGGCGCCGCUCACGAGGCGCAGAUGGAGAAACUCGGGGACCGCAUCAAAGGCUUGAGGUAUCAGAAAUGGCGCACCAAAAUGAUGAUGCUCGAUGUGGACCCUAAGCUCAAGAAGAAGAAGGGUGCCGAGUUUUUCGAACUCGACAAGGACCUGGACCAGGCGUGGAUCGAGCAGCAUCAGCAAUUCCUUGUCGAGGAGCAGAAAGCCAAGAUCAAAAAGAAGUUUGAAAAAGACAACGAGAAGCUCGUUGCUGAAGGUGGCAACCCAAUGCCUGAGAAAGAGCUUAAGGAGCGGAUGAAGGCAGCCACAGAGCUCGAGGCUAAGUUCAAGAAGGAGAACAAGACAGGAAAAGUGGAGGCCGAGGGCAAGAGUCCUACGGUCGAGAAGUUGAUGGCGGCGAUCGACAAGCUGGACGAGCGCAUCAAGACGCUCGAGCUGCAAUGUGCCGAUCGCGAGGGCAACAAAGAGGUUGCCCUGGGUACCUCAAAAAUCAACUACAUCGACCCGCGUCUCACCGUUGCCUUCUCGAACAGGUUUAAGGUACCGAUUGAGAAGUUCUUCUCCAAGACGCUCCGUGAUAAAUUCAACUGGGCCAUCCAAUCGGUGGGUAACGACGACUCGUGGGAAUUCUGAGCGUGGUACAUUCGACCAUCGCACAUAUUUUUGUACGGUUCUCUGUAUACCAAAGCCCGCGACGCUUGGGCCUCGAUGGCGGAAAUCCCCAUGAUAGGAAGGGGACAGUCACAGCGUUAGUUCAGCUACAUACAUUGCCCAAAGGAUCUGCGCUCGAAUAUCGGGCCGGUUGGGCAACUCAUGAGCGGCAUUCACGAAGGGAAUCUUGGAACCUGCUACCCUAGCGAUUCGGUAGCCCAAGGCGAUCAGCUGCAUCUGCCUUCAAAGCCAGUGCGAUUGCCGGAUGGCCAUCAUCAUCGCUUCGCAUACUGGUAGUGUGGGUUUGCUGUUAUCAUUGCGAAAGCAUAGGAAGCUAUCACGAAGAGAAGCGAUGGGUUAGAGCUUAUCCUCAAUAGAUCGUCUUCACAUCUGACUCAACC
Molecule: messenger RNA, 3461 nt
Organism: Canariomyces notabilis
Lineage: Eukaryota; Fungi; Ascomycota; Sordariomycetes; Sordariales; Chaetomiaceae
Exons: 5
Coding region: 319-3042 (907 amino acids)
Biological process (GO): chromosome segregation; DNA topological change; DNA replication
Cellular component (GO): nucleolus; chromosome
Molecular function (GO): DNA topoisomerase type I (single strand cut, ATP-independent) activity; DNA binding
Source: RefSeq, a predicted model, not a curated record